This is a messenger RNA of Chrysochloris asiatica (Cape golden mole), 477 nucleotides long. RefSeq names its product olfactory receptor 3A2-like. Gene Ontology annotation, cellular component: membrane. Gene Ontology annotation, molecular function: olfactory receptor activity. The transcript has a single exon. Gene Ontology annotation, biological process: G protein-coupled receptor signaling pathway. The annotation marks the transcript as partial. Lineage: Eukaryota; Metazoa; Chordata; Mammalia; Afrosoricida; Chrysochloridae. The record is from RefSeq and is a predicted model, not a curated record.
AAUGCACUGACCCACACUAUUGCCCUCUCUACUCUCAACUUCUGUGGUCCCAAUGAGGUCAAUCAUUUCUACUGUGACCUACCACAGCUCUUCCCGCUCUCCUGCUCUAGCACCCAACUCAAUGAGCUGGUGCUCUUUGUUGCUGGGUUCAUAAUGGCAGGUACUUUUCUAUUUCUCAUCAUCAUCUCGUACAUCCACGUGGCAGCAGCAGUUCUACGAAUCCGUUCAGCGGAGGGCAGGAAGAAGGCUUUCUUCACAUGUGGCUCCCACCUCACUGUAGUUUGCCUCUUCUAUGGGACAGGAAUCUUCAACUACAUGCGCUUGAGUUCAGAGGAGGCCUCAGACCAGGAUAAAGGGGUUGGGGUCUUCAACACUGUCAUCAACCCCAUGCUGAACCCACUCAUUUAUAGCCUCAGAAAUUCUGAUGUUCAAGGUGUUCUGUGGCAGAUACUUGGAGGAAAGUGGUCACUAACCUGA